Messenger RNA from Neohortaea acidophila, 750 nucleotides. RefSeq lists its product as uncharacterized. The transcript has a single exon. The record is from RefSeq and is a predicted model, not a curated record. Bases 79 to 327 code for a protein of 82 amino acids. NCBI's taxonomy places the organism in Eukaryota, Fungi, Ascomycota, Dothideomycetes, Mycosphaerellales, Teratosphaeriaceae.
GACAACAUCUUCGCGAGUUAAUUGCACCAACGAGCAUCAGUCGUCAAAGGGUAAGUCCAAUACGAGUGCGUCCUAUCAAUGCUGCUGCUGCUACCGCUGCUACUCUACCUACGAAUAAUCGAACAUGUUGUACGGGUUGCUGGCCUCUGUGGAGGUCGAAAGAGCAUGCGAUCGAGAGAACAUUGGCAUUCGCGAACCUCUGGUCAUAGGCCAGCAGGGUUUUAUGAAGAUGCUGGAUUAGGUCGGGAGGAAGGGCAGUGGGAGCAGCGGCAGCGAUCAACUUGCGCAGCACGUCCGGCCAGAAUACUGAUCUUUACCUCGUCCUAGAACUCACGACAGCACCUCCAAUAUGGCGUCCCAAGCUCCCGCUCAGGCAAUGAGCGGUGUCAACAUCUCGAAGCGUCGCAAGUUCGUGGCCGACGGUGUCUUCUACGCCGAGUUGAACGAGUUCUUCCAGCGUGAACUGGCGGAGGAGGGCUACUCCGGUGUCGAAGUGCGUGUCACCCCGACUGUGACCGACAUCAUCAUCCGCGCCACACACACCCAAGAAGUGCUCGGAGAGCAAGGACGAAGGAUCCGCGAGCUCACCAGCCUGAUCACCCACCGCUUCCGCUUCCCCCCGGACUCUGUCUCCCUCUACGCCGCCAAGGUCCAGUCCCGUGGUCUCUCCGCUGUCGCCCAGUGCGAGUCUCUCCGCUACAAGCUUCUCAACGGUCUCGCUGUCCGUCGUGCGUGCUACGGUGUUCUCCG